Diorhabda sublineata is the source of this 2720-nucleotide messenger RNA. RefSeq names its product juvenile hormone esterase-like. The transcript is spliced from 11 exons. Lineage: Eukaryota; Metazoa; Arthropoda; Insecta; Coleoptera; Chrysomelidae. The record is from RefSeq and is a predicted model, not a curated record. Bases 81 to 1574 code for a protein of 497 amino acids.
UAUCAGUCGAUUUUAAUAUGUGAAUUCAUCAUCUUGAAAAACCCCAUACUGUUAAUUUUUUUAGCAUAGUGAUAUUUCCAAUGUUGGUCUUUCCAUCAUUCAUUGUGUUUAUAAUACUGUGUACCGAAAAUAUUGAAGGGUCAACAAUUGUAGAGUUGCCACAUGGAAAAAUUGCUGGGCACAUUCUAAAAAGCGCUAAGAAUAAAAACUUCUAUGCUUUCCAAGAAAUUCCUUAUGCAGCUCCACCUGUAGGACCUAAUAGAUUCAAGGAACCGGAAGAACCAAUUCCUUGGGAACAUGUCUUAGAUACAAGCAAAAAUACAAAAGUGUGCAUGCAAGUAUCAACCGAUUAUCCAAAUUUGAACAUAACUGAGGACUGUUUAUAUUUGAAUGUAUAUACUCCAGUGAAACCAACUAUGUGUAAUCAUUCAUUACCAGUUCUUUUAUGGAUACAUGGAGGACAAUUCAAAUUCGAAAGUGGUAUAAUAGAUCAAUAUGAUCCCAGAUAUCUAAUGGAUUAUGAUAUAGUCGUUGUGACAAUUAACUACCGCUUAGGAGUCUUAGGAUUUUUGUCAACAUCUGACGGUACAAUACCGGCUAAUUUAGGUAUAAAAGAUCAAUUGAAAGCCAUCAAAUGGGUCAGUCAAAAUAUUCAUCUAUUUGGUGGAGAUAACAACAAAAUUACCGCAAUGGGAACUAGUGCGGGUGCAAUGGCAAUCGGGUAUAUAAAUUUAAGUGAACAAGCAAAAGGAUUGUUGAAAGGUGUGAUUUUAACAAGUGGGUCUUCAAUUAGUCCAUGUUCUUAUCAGGAUAAACCAGAUCAUUUCGCUUUUAAAUUGGGCAAGGCGUUAGAUGUGAGUUUUAAUUCAAAUAAUACCAAAGAUUUACUUGAAUUGCUGCAUAAGUAUUCAGCUGAAGAAAUUAUAUCAGAAACUGUUUUCGAUGACAUCUACAAUAAUACAGUUGGUCCAAAUAUCAUUUGGAUACCUACAGUAGAGAACGAAAAAGACGAAAACGCUCUAGUGACAAAACCAAUGCUGGAAUCAAUUUCUAAUGGGAAUUUUGACAGAAUUCCAAUGAUGUUUGGAGUUGAUUCUGCAGAAGGACUUUCUUUCGUAAACGAUAUAAAAUCACUCGAAAACAAAGCUAAAAAAAUCGAUAAUAAUAUAAGUUUGUUAUUAAACCCAAGAUUGUAUAUACCUCCUGAAGAACUAACUUUAGCUGGUGAAAAAUACAGAACUGUAUAUACACAAUCGAAGUUCCAGGAUGAUAUCGCUGCUUUCGUAAAGUAUAUGGGAGACGAAUGUUUUGUACUACCCACCCUUCAUCAUGCUGUACUGGCAUCAGCUUAUACACCUGCUUACUUUUAUCAGUUUUCUUAUGAAGGGCUCAUAGGAGAACAGCAUGUGCAUAUUUCAGGAAUUUCUGGUACCGGACAUGGAGACGAAUUGAAAUAUAUUUUUCCUUCAAAACAAGAAAAAUUGGCUUAUAAAAAUAUCCCGAAAGAAGAUCAGUUAAUGAGACAACGCGUGCUCCUAUUAUUUACAAAUUUUGUGAAAUACCAAACAACUUAGUAAAAUCUAAAAAUACGUAUGAGGAAUGCAAAAUAUUUGAAAGAAAAUUUAUAGUCAACUACUAGAAACUUAUAAAACUUCAAAAUAACUCGUUGAAACCUCAUCAUUGAAACGAUAAAUGCGACCCUUUGCGUUUUAUAAAACUCUAAAUACUUAAGAAGAAUGCAAAGUUUUAGAAGAAGAAUAUAUAGUUGAUUUUAGAAGGUACCAAUUAUUUCUAUCCUACCUAGAAAAAGAAGCACUAGAUUGUUAUGACAAAUGUUUCACACUUUCUUCAUCAUGACUACAUAUUUUCUGCAAUUUACUCAGCAAUAACUCUUACGAAUUAUUUUUCCUAGAAUGUUAUAAACUCCAAAAUGAUUUCCAGAACUCCCAUCAUGUAUUUCCUGUAACACCUUAUCCAUUUUGACCUUGAAACAUUAGAGAUUUUAGAUUUUUCAUGGGGAAUCUCCCAUAUCCGUUUUAGUAAUUUAUUCUAAAGAAUCAAAGAGUCUCACAUAAACCUUUCCGAGCUUUCAUUGUCGGUACAAUAUCGGCGUUUCUAAUUUUGUUUUGUUCUUGAUUUCUUGUGCAGCUGGGGCAUUCUGAUUUGCAUAAUCUUGAAAAGAGCAUUUACUUGACUGCAUAAUUUGAGAUACCCUGUAUACAUUAUCAAUAAAUUCAAGAAAUCGGGGUUGAAAAUACCAUAUCAAAUUACAGACUCUAGUGAAGUGAAUUCAUGUGAAUAAUAUAUGAAAAUUAAUAUGCAAUAUGAGAUGGUGAAACAAAGUUUCAGAGUACGAGUUCGGAAACUUUCUGUAUUUAGUAUUAUUAUAUAUUUUCUAGGAAUCCAACUCCUUGUGUUGAUAACUUGCUACAAGGUGUAGUUUGGCCGCAAAUAAAGGAAAACAGUUUACAGUACUUAAAUGUGAAUAGUACUAUCGAAAUUCGACAAAAUUUAGAUAGAUAUUUACAACUGAGGAGCAUCUAUGAAAAAUACAGUCGAAAACCGUAUUUCAUUAUUUAAUAUAGAAACUAAUACACCGAAAUAAAACAUUUUUUGUAUAAAUUAUCGAAUAAUUCUUCUAUCUACAUUAAGUAGUGUACUCAAUUUAUUUUUAUCUAACCAAUAUAUUAUAAGCAUUUGAAUAAACCUUCAAAUUAUGA